UUAUGAGAUAAUGGGGGUAGCAGUUGCGAAUACAAACGUGUGACGAUAAAGGAUUAGGACAGAUGGCGUGUAAGAAUCCUACCUAUAAGAAGCACGAGUACAAUGGAACUGCGUUCAAGACGUUUGUUAGAAUCCCGCAAGAAAGCAAAACAUACAAUACCGCUAAAGAUACGCCCAAAAGAAAGAAUUGCAAAGCCUGAUGGUAUGAAGAGAACAGCCUCAUAUGGAGAGAAGACACGGAGUGAGUUUGGCCUCUGCGCGACAAAAAGGACACGGAAUUCUAUGAAAGAAGAAAACGACAAUGACGAACAAAUAUUGUUUCCUUUUGAAAAAUUAAGACAUAAGACGCCAUUGCAAUCACAAAAUAGUGUUGUGACGAAGGAUAAUCCCAGAAGUAGCACGAGUACAAGGUAUUAUCCUGGGCGAAAUGGGUCUACAACGGAAGCACAUGUUCCUCUACCGCGCGCAAUACCCUCGUUACAAAUUUCUGCUUGGCAAAGAACCAGAGAGAAUCUUAUAUCAGACCCUGAAAGGUUAGAAAGAAAAAAAACAUAUGGAAAGAAAAUAUUGGAUCCUACCAUGAGAAGUACAAGUACAGUGGACUUGUCUUCGAGGAGUGAACUGGUAUCACGGACCUGUACUGCAGACAGAAAUUUCGAAAUAACUUCCAAGGAUAUGUAUUUCUUUCCCUGUGUGCGAAAUAAAGCAAAAACCUUUAAAGUGUACAGCUACGUACGAAGACGAAUAGAUGAGGCAAUCAAGCUAUGCAAAGAUGACACAAGAAGUCCAAUGCUUUGUUCACCAAAUAUUUGUAUCAUAUUUCCUGACAACCGUCCAGGAACAAGCACCAAUUACUGCGAAGCAUUUAAUGAUACCCAAGAUGAAACAUUUGAAAAGAUUCUCGACGAAGACCAAUCUGUGAUUGUGUCCGUCGGAGCAAACGAAGAAUAUUUUGCAACGCUUAGACAACAAGCUGAGGUCAAACUGAUGCCACCAAUUAUUUGCAAAGUAACGUGUGAAAAUCCGACCAAUAUGUGCACAGCAGGCAAACAUAUUUAUAGAAAAUCGUGGGGAUUUGAAUGUUUUGAAAAGGAUUUAUCGAAAGAAAACGUGGUGGCAUGUAUUGAUGAUGUGCUGGAAUACUACGCAUUUGAGAUGCUAGACAGAGCUACUAAACAUCUCCCCGAAUCAGGUGAGAAAACAUCAAGGGUUGUUGGUCAACUGAAAAGCUUCUGUAGUCAAAUAAUGCCAGAGCCCGAAUUGUUGAAGAGGGAAAAGACAGGACACACAAUUACAAGAAUGGCGCAGAUUUCGAAGAAGGUUUUGGCUCUGGCGCAAGUUUUUGCAUGUGAUGUUACGAAAGACUCCUUGAAAGUGAUGAUCCUUGAGAGGGACGAGACAGCACUGGAAGAAGUAACACACAAUUUGACAAAGAUGGGACUUUCAGAUGAAGAAUAUUUUGUACAAAUUGUAAAUAUUAGACCACUAGCAAUUGGACAAAUCACAAGCGGCGCAGAGGUAUCUGUUCAAGGAUCAGCACAUCAGGGAACACUCGGAGGUUUCGCAAAGUUUAGACAUAACAACACAGCUAAGACUCACGUUGUUGCAAUCACUGCCGGACAUGUUGUUAAUGGUCACGUCCCGUUGCAUAUUUGUGUCAAUAAUCAAACAAUUGGGACGGUUAUGGAAGAUGAAAGCACAUAUGAUAUUUCCAUAGCAAAAGUAACUGCUCCGGAAUACGACACUCGUUUCAAGACGGAAAGCGGGGACUUUGGUUUUGCGGAGUUGUGUCAUUUAAACCAAGAUGACCUAAGAUAUAAAGCCGUUCAUUUUCAUGGCGCCACUACUGAUCUUGCAAAAGGAAAUAUAUCGGCGACAGACAUCGGAGAUUCGUUUGCAGGUGGGUAUAUCUUGAUGGAAAUAUGUAACGAAGAAAACUCAGCAUUUGCUAAGCCAGGAGACAGUGGAGCAAUGAUUCUUAUGGAACGAGAUCCGCGGGAUUCAGAAAAUAUGUUUGCUUUAGGAACAUUAGUCGGAGAAGUCGUCCCGCGAAAUGAAAAUAAUGCAGAUGAAUCAGCAGGUGCAAGACGCGCGAAACUACCAGUCGAGCAGGCAAACCAAACGUUUGUUCAAUUAACAGACAAUCCGCCACUCUCAGAAGAUCCAACGCCAUCGAUUGAUCCAACACGUUCAGAAGAUGUACCACCCUCAGACAAUACAAGGUCAUCUUCACAUCCAAUGACCUUCACCACACAAUCUGAAGAUCAUAUGACAUCACAAAAACCCACCCACUCUGAAGUUCAAACGACCUCUGAAAAUCCAACACCCUCAGAAGAUCAAAUAGCCAUGGGAGGUAUAAUGUCCGCGGAAGGUUCUUUACCAAUGAAAGAUGAUGUACUCGCUCAUAACACUAAUCCAUCCACCGAUACUCUCAAAACGUAUGCAAUUGUUCCCCUGAAAAACGGAUUCGAUCAACUUUCGAAGAAACAUGGUGGCAGUCUCGAACUAUUUGCAAUGCCUGAAAUGAAUAACGAAACCAUAUUAUUGUAGAUUUGUUUCUAAAUGGAAAGUUUCAUAUAACAUGAGUUCCAAAAAACCUACAUUGGAAGUUCUGUGCAGUUGUUAUACGUCAGAAGUAAAAUAUAUCGUGAACAGUUUGAAAACGUAAAGGCUUGAAUAUCCCACAAUUAACUCGAUAAUACUAAUGUCAUUAUGAAUAGUAGAGAAGGGUGUUAUAUUUUUACAGCGUUUUCAACAGUUUCUACUUAUUAAGCUAUUGGAGAAGUUGGUUUUGAUUGAAAAAAAUAUAUUUGCUAUUGCCUUUUCUAAGACGAUUUUUACUUUAAGCUGUUCUUGUUUUAUACUGUAUGCUGGAACAAUUGUAUUUUGUUGACAAAAUGUAAGUGGGAAUAAGUGUACCAGUGGCUGAAAUCAUUGAAUGCAAAUUGUAUCGGUUGAAAGUUGUUCACAUUGCAUAAAUCAUAUGUAUUAGUUUAUGUUAUAAUCAUUACGCAUAGUUGUUUUAUAUUCAACGAUAUAUCAUUUGUUCAUUUUAUUUAAUGAGAUUUGUUUAUGCACAUCUUUAGCAUUUAGCUAGUUAUCUGUUUACGAAAUAUACAUGUUUUAUACAUUAUCUAAUGUAAUUGUGUAAUGUGCUGGU
Messenger RNA from Mya arenaria, 3160 nucleotides. RefSeq lists its product as uncharacterized. Lineage: Eukaryota; Metazoa; Mollusca; Bivalvia; Myida; Myidae. The coding region runs from base 103 to 2550 and encodes 815 amino acids. The transcript has 11 exons. The record is from RefSeq and is a predicted model, not a curated record.